ACCAACACUCUAGCCAGCUAGUUGAAGCAACGUUGCAACGUUUGUUCCCACCCCAUCAAUCAAGAGGACCGUUCCGUUUCGUUCCUUCCAAAACCUCAUCGCAUCAUCAGUCGAUCCUCCUUUCAUAGUUUCCUUCCACCGACAUUCAAGCAAACCUGAAAGAACCGCCGCAUCGCUUUACCGUACACAGCAAAAGCCCAUGACAUCAUCCGGCAACAUGAAGAAACCGACCACUGACAGCUCCACUGACAGUACCGCUACUACGGGUACCGGAAGUGCAGAGACGAACAGGAAGCUGCGCCGUUUCAACUCCACCAGUUCAACGUCUUCUGAAUCUACUACUAGUAAUACCGACAGUGACAGCAGCAUUGCCGAGGCAAGCCAGAAUGACACAAGCAUGACCAAUGACAAUGACGACUUUCCGUUGCUUCCACCUCGAUGGUAUGCAUUUUUCGUGCUGGGCGCUCUGGCAUACGUCAUGUCACCCUAUGCCAAGUUCGUGACUGCCUUUUACAUUGUGACAUGGACCGCAAGUCCUGUUGCCGAUUGGGGCAUCAUCUGCCAGCUGGCCAAGCGUAACUUCAGUGGAAGACAUGACGGUCUACCCCUUCGCUUCAACCUCAUUGGCAUUGCCGUUCUUGCUUGGAUGACAUUUGUCAGAUUCCCACUGGAAUGUGUGCUUUGGUAUCUUGAUGAGAUUCUCUUCUCUGGCUACAAGGCAACCAAAGUGGAGGAGCCUCUGUUCAUCUUGGGACAGCCACGGUCGGGAACUACCAAGUUCCAGGAUGUCUUGUCCGCAGAUCAGGACUCCUUUUGCUCCAUGUACUUGUAUGAGAUUCGCUUCCCCUAUCUUACCGUUCAGUAUCUCGUCGAUUUCUUGAACAAGAUGGACCAGCUCUGCUUGGGAGGGCAAGGCUACAACUUGGCCGUUCGCAUGGGAGUGCUCAACCUUUUGCCAGAGUCGGGACAACGCAAGCAAAUGAGGCGCCUUCGAUAUGACUUGCCAGACGAAGAUGAUAACCUCCUCUUGUUCCACGGUCCUUACCACUUGUUGUUGACUGCGUUCUUCCCAUCCCAUGCCAAGAUGCUCUACCAAUUUGGCGACCUUCCCGAAACUUCUCGUGUCCGCAUGAUGAAAUUCCAUCAGAGAUGCGUGCAGAAGAUGAUGUACCGCCGUGGGCGUGGCAAGCGCUACCUGUGCAAGUGGGUGGCAUGUUGGAAUGGUCUCUUGGAGCAAUCCAAGCGAGUGUAUCCGGAUGCCAAGUAUGCCAUCAUUGUGAGGGAUCCCAGGGAACAGUUGCCGUCCUGGCUCAAGCUGCAGGGCGCGUUCAGUGAGCAAAUGGCUGGACACAAUGUGAUGCAGAUUCCCCAAGUCAGAAAGGAUGUCAUUGAUGUCAUGGCUCGGUGGCAUCAAAAACAGGCCGAGUUUUGUGCUUCCUCGUCAGCAGCCAAGCAUAUCAUCCAGUUUGAGGACUUUGUGCAGGACAUUCCCCGAGAAGUGACCAAAUUGUACGACUUUUUGGGACUCUCCAUCCAACCUGGCUCUUCCUUUCACAAGUCCUUGCUGGAGCACCGUCGCAACCAAUCCAACCACAAGAAGACUGUCAUCCGGAAACAGGAGGCUUUCAUUUCAGAACAAGAAAUCUUGUCGCGUUUUCCACCCCUCCUUCCUACAUUGAAGUCUCCUUCGCAGUGAAGGAUUCUAUCUCAACCGAUUUUAUGACUACACACGCAAACACGAAAAUCAGCCAGCUAUUGAAACCAUAGUUUAUAGUCCUUUCUCAGGGGCAAAGCAUAAUAGAAACUCACGACAUUU
Seminavis robusta is the source of this 1816-nucleotide messenger RNA. Lineage: Eukaryota; Bacillariophyta; Bacillariophyceae; Naviculales; Naviculaceae. The record is from the annotation of a GenBank genome assembly.